Molecule: messenger RNA, 1280 nt
Organism: Topomyia yanbarensis
Lineage: Eukaryota; Metazoa; Arthropoda; Insecta; Diptera; Culicidae
Product: histone chaperone asf1-like
Exons: 2
Coding region: 277-945 (222 amino acids)
Biological process (GO): DNA replication-dependent chromatin assembly
Cellular component (GO): nucleus
Molecular function (GO): histone binding; ATP hydrolysis activity
Source: RefSeq, a predicted model, not a curated record
GCGGGAAAUGCAAGCAUUUCUCAGGUUUGUUUUCAUGGGACCUGCGAGAAUUUGUUGCUGACGAUUGCUUUCUAGAAAUUGUAUUCUGUGGGUUUGCUUGUGUAAUAAUUGAACAAAAUUUUGUGCAAAUCUCGAGACAUUCUUAGUGAAUCCAGCGCGCAUCACAAAAAUAUCGUAUCAAGUGCCGGUUGUCGGAGAAAGUGAAGGUGGGACGCACCAGAUUUGGCAGAACAACAUUGCAGAAAAUUUUCUGAUUAGAGGCGAACAACGAUCACUAUGGCCAAGGUGCACAUCACGAACGUCGUCGUGCUAGACAAUCCAAGCAGUUUCUUGAACCCAUUCCAGUUCGAGUUAACGUUCGAGUGCAUUGAAGAGCUAAAGGAAGACCUCGAAUGGAAGAUGAUCUACGUCGGGUCAGCCGAGUCGGAGGAAUUCGAUCAGGUUCUGGACACAAUCUACGUCGGACCAGUGCCUGAAGGACGUCACAUUUUCGUCUUCCAGGCGGAUCCCCCAAACGUUGGUAGGAUUCCCGAGCAAGACGCUGUAGGAGUAACGGUAGUUUUAUUGACGUGCUCCUACCGGGGUCAGGAAUUUGUUCGCGUAGGAUAUUUCAUCAACAAUGAAUAUUCAACGCCUGAGUUACGCGAGAAUCCUCCAGCAAAACCGUUAUUCCAGCAAAUGACCCGUAAUAUUCUUGCCUCAAAACCACGAGUAACACGGUUCAAAAUCAACUGGGACGAUACCCCGGCAAACGGAACAGGUGGAGCCAAUGGAAUUGAGGAAGACGGUGGAAUGGCCAUCGAGAAUAAUGGACCCGAAGAUGCCCAGAUGGAUGCUGGUCCAAGUAAUAUUGGCAUGAUGUCCGAAGUGACUCAGGAUGAGAACAGUAUGGCUUUACCGAGGGAAUUCAAUGAAAACUCCAACUCACUGGCAAUGGAAUGCUGAAAGCUGUGCAUUGGGUUGUCUUGAUUUUCUAUAAGUUUUUUCGUACGUGCUUUGAUGAGUUUUCCUUUCAGCGUGUUUUGAUCUUUGUCGAUUAUUCAUUGAUAAAUAGUAAAUAGACAGCUGGCUGCCAUUCAUAUGAAGUCAGCCCUUAUUAUUUUUCGCAUUUUCAGUAAGCGGUGAUCAAUAGGAGGAUAAUUUUCUUCUUAAAAGUAGCUUCUAAACUAUUCUUUGUAAUAAUACGUGAACUCAUUGUAUUAGUAUAGUCAGACUCUGUAAAUAAUAAGAUAAAUAACAAUGUCAGAUUAGUAAUAAAAAGCAAAUACGCUAUGGAAAAA